Gadus chalcogrammus (walleye pollock) is the source of this 2140-nucleotide messenger RNA. Its product is annotated as somatomedin-B and thrombospondin type-1 domain-containing protein. The transcript is spliced from 5 exons. The record is from RefSeq and is a predicted model, not a curated record. The coding region runs from base 417 to 1217 and encodes 266 amino acids. NCBI's taxonomy places the organism in Eukaryota, Metazoa, Chordata, Actinopteri, Gadiformes, Gadidae.
GGUGUUUCCCCGUGGGACGUAUCGCCGUGGGGUUGUGUGUUCCUCACGUCGGCGCUUCAGUCGUGUUCGCAGCGGCAGCAGAGCACCCGGCGAGGACGCACAGCCAGACAGACGCACAACCGUGACCUGAAACACACUCUGGAACGCACACUGGAUCCGGCUCGGCGCGGUCUCCCCUGGGUCCGGGGUGUGUCAGGGGGCUCCGCUCUGGGCGUUCGCUGGGUACAAUGCCCCCCCCCCCCCCCCCCCCUUUACUCCACUGACCGCGGCCGGAGCAGCGUGAGACCCCGGGAGGAGUAAACACACACACAGGAGUUUUGGACACGUUCUUGGAAUUACUCGGGGAGGUGUCCAAACGACACACACACACACACAGACCUCACCCCGACCACCCCAUCCCCCCCAGUACCUGGACGAUGGGGUCCGGCGGGGGGUCCGCCAGCCUGCUCGGGGCGGUGGUCCUGCUGGCCGUUCUGGGACCGGACCACCUGGCGGAGGGGGGCUGCGCCGGGCGGUGCUGCCACAGCCGGGACUGGAGCUGCCUGUCCACCGACUGGAGCAUGCAGCGCGUCUACGGGACGUGCUUCUGUGACGACACCUGCGCCCGCACCCGGGACUGCUGCUUCGACUACUUCACAGAGUGCCCAGCUCAGGACUGCGUGGUGGGCCCCUGGGGGCCGUGGAGCGUCUGUGCCCGGCCGUGCCGUCCGUCCACCCGGGGCCGACGCCGCCACGUGGAGCGGCAGCCGGCCAACGGCGGCGCCGCCUGCCCCCGCCUGGAGGAGAGGGCCGGCUGCCUGGAGUACCGCGACCACACGGGGGGGCGCUGCGGGCCCCACCUGGGCCCCGCCUUCAUCACCAGCAUGGCGUUCGGCCAGAAGAGGCCCACGCACGACAGCUAUGGAACCCCGCUGGACCCUGGGUUCUGUGUGGAGUUCACACUGCAGUCGCGCACGGCCCACUGCGCGGUGGAGACCCGACCCCACACACACUGGACGCGCUACAUAACGGAGGGCUUCACCGUGUGUGUGGCGUGCCAGCCCCCCGCUAUGCACAAUAACACCGGCAGCUGCCAGGGAGAUGGGCUGCAAUCAGACAAGGAGGCGGUGCUCCACUGGCAGGCGCUGGAGGUCCCCCGCUGCGCCGGGACCUGGAGGAAGGUCCACAAGACGCAGCGCUGCCGCUGUCCGCCGCAGCACAGCUUCGUCUUCAUCUGACCCGCAGCACUCCGUGCGAAGUAACGCGAGAUCAUGCUACUCAUUAGUGUUCGGAUUGUAAAACAAAGAUCGCUCCUGUUUCGGUGUUUUCAGAGCGGAUCCGUCUGCUUCUUCCUCUGCAUUGUUUCACAGGGUCUCUGCCUUGUAAUAGUAGCCUGCUAGAAUACCAUUGUUUUGUGCGUAGUCUUAACGUAUUGAACAUUCAUCAGUGGUAGCGUUGGGAUAUGAACAUCAUACAACCAAUACGGAUGAUUAUAAAUAAAUAUUUUUUAAUAAAAAUGCAGCACAGAACUUUCUACUGCUGUUUAGAGGGCCCUCUAGUGGCGCUUGAACGCUAGUCCUCUAGUGGCAUUUGAGCGCAACAUCCAUCGGGAGAAUCGAGUGAUAACACAAGGAGCGCAAACAUAAAACGUGAAAAUGAAAAAAUAAAUUAGAAAAUUAUGAGAACAUUGAAAAAAUGUUUUUUUGUUAAAAAAAUAAUUAUCAAUAUACAUGGCUGGGGGGGGGGUAGGGGGGCCGGGUCAGGCCACGCUGUCCCUCUUCAGGAUCCUCCAGCGGUCCUUUAGCAUGACGCCCGUGCGGCCGUUGAAGUCGUGGUCCAGCAGCAUGCGCUUCCAGUUGCCCUCGCCGUGCUUCCUCACGGCCUUGGUCAGAACCUCGUCCAAGAAGGGCGUCCACUUCUGAAAACAAAAUACCAUCAGCACAUAAAAGCAGAAGCUUUCAGCAGACCCUCGUCCAUGAAGGGCGUCCACUUCUGAAAACAAAUUAGACACAAUCGUCACAUGCAUCGUCUGGUCGAUUAGCAGAAGCUUUCAUCAGGAGUCUCCAAAAAGAAGUGUCAGUCCUCGGCACAGUUCUUUGAUAUUCAGCCUAUUCUAUAUUCUGUAUUCUAUUCCUCGUUCAAUAAAACUCUUUGGGGUGAA